AUGCCGAGACUGACGAGACAGAUCGCCAUAUUAUCAUGUCUCCUCACUGUGUGUUAUUCUUCACGAGAUGAUGUUGGGACUGGUAUUGUUAACGCUGAUACGAUAACUACCAUGGCAACAGAUAAUACGACAGCAGCAAACACAACGUAUAACUUUACAACAGCGAAUAACACAAUCAAAACUACGACACUUCUACAAGAUAACACAACAUAUGCAAGAACAAGACCUACAACGACACCUUACGCAACCACACUAGCCUCGACAAGCAUCAAUCGAUCCACAAGCACCGAACUUAUUCAAACAUCUAGCACAACUACUGCAGCCUUAGUAACACCUCCGCCAAGCAUACCUCCCAUUUUUAGUAAGUUUGAGCAAUUCAUUAUUGUAACUUUAAACCCUGUACCAUGA
This is a messenger RNA of Owenia fusiformis, 408 nucleotides long. The record is from the annotation of a GenBank genome assembly. Lineage: Eukaryota; Metazoa; Annelida; Polychaeta; Sabellida; Oweniidae.